Messenger RNA from Stylophora pistillata, 2921 nucleotides. RefSeq names its product receptor-type tyrosine-protein phosphatase S. Gene Ontology annotation, biological process: protein dephosphorylation. NCBI's taxonomy places the organism in Eukaryota, Metazoa, Cnidaria, Anthozoa, Scleractinia, Pocilloporidae. Gene Ontology annotation, molecular function: protein tyrosine phosphatase activity; protein binding. The record is from RefSeq and is a predicted model, not a curated record.
GAUGCAAAAUGUUAUCGAACCGAAACACUAGUGUCAGCUAGCAAUAUUUUAGUUUCCCAAUGAGUAAUGAAGUAACAACAGCGGCGAAAUGUUGGAGUUUGAUUCCGAGCUGUUCUUCCGAGUGGCUCUUUUCGCAUUUCUUAUUCCAAUAGGUUCCGGGGCUUGUAUCAAUUUGGAUCUUGGUUUGGGAAAUGGCAGAAUUUCAGAUGGUAGCAUAACUACUUCUUCUGUUCAAAGUGCCAACACACCAGCUAAGAAUGGUCGACUGAACUACACAUCAGGAUCAUCAUGGUGUGCAAGAACCAGUGACACUAACCCAUAUCUACAGAUUGAUCUACAGACACUUCAUAUCAUCUGUGCUGUGUCUACACAAGGGAAUUCUCAAGCAGAGCAGUGGGUGAAGACUUACAAACUACAAUUAUCCACAGAUGGGACAAGCUGGACAGACUACAAGGAAGGUGGACAAGUUAAGUUCUUUUUGGGAAAUGAUGACCGAAACUCAAUCCUGAAGCAUGUUGUUUAUGGAGUGUUAACAAGAUAUCUGCGAUUCUUGCCACAAACACACCAGGGCAGGGUGUGUAUGAGAACAGAGGUGUUUGGGGUGAAACAAAAGCCAGCAUGCUAUAGUCAGGCCAUUGGAGUGACCAGCAAGGAAUCAAUUCCAGACAAAAGCUUCUCAGCCUCAACAUACUAUGACCAUAGGUAUAUACCUUCCAAUGGUAGACUGAAUGGAAGUAUUAUGGGUUGGGCGCCUGAGACAACAAACAAUAAUGCUGAUUACCUAGAAAUCGACCUGCUAUUUGACUAUGUUAUAUGUGCUGUGGCUACUCAAGGAGCUAAAAAUAAUGAUGAGUGGACAACAAAGUACAAAAUUCGUCUAUCAUUGGUUGAUGCCAAUUUUGACAUUUAUCAAGAAAACAACACUGAGAAGAUCUUUGAUGGUAACUCUGGAAGAAAUGACAUAGUAAAACAUGGUCUGGGGGAGUAUACUUUGGCAAGGUUCAUUCAUUUUGUGCCAACAGCGUAUCAUAAGUAUAAGGCAUUGAGAGUGGAAGUUUAUGGAGUCAUCCUAUCUACAGUUCCAUCACAAGCACCCAGUAACUUCACAGUGACUGCGAUCUCAUCCACCAGAAUAAGAGCAUCAUGGACAUCACUGCCAGAGUAUGCCAGACAUGGAACAAUAACAGGAUAUAACUUGUUAUACAGAGAGAAAGGCUCAGUUGACAAGUCACAUAUGUUGUUUAUUAGUGAAGAAGCAACAUUAACUCGAGAUGUCAUUAAUCUUGAUAAAUAUACCAAAUAUGAGUUCCAAGUGUUGGCUGUUGGUUCUCAUGGUGAGGGACCAAAAAGUUCUGUAAAGGUUGAGCAGACACUGGAAGAUGCACCAAGCACUCCUUCAAACCUUGUACUCUCUGAGAUAAUGCCUGAUAAAUCAGCUGGUCCAAAGAUAAAGCUUACUUGGCAUAAGCCAGCAGAAGAAAAUGGAAUUAUCAGGAGUUACACUGUGUUCUACAAUCACGAUGAAGAUCCUCAUAGUAUUCACACUGAAACCUUAGGAGGAAAUUUGUUAAGUUAUAUAAUGGAUGUGUUUGGUGGGGUCAACUAUCACUUCCAUAUUAGAGCUGUAACUAUCAAACCAGGACCAAAUGCCACUGCGUCUGUUCGGACUAAGGAUUAUGAACCCAGUGUAGCACCAAGUGAUGUAUUUUUCAGUACAUUGAACCAAACAACCUUCAAUAUUUCAUGGUCACCCCUAUCAAGAAAAGAGAGUUAUAGCAAAGUUAUGUCAUAUGAGAUCAAGGCAUCACUAAAGUCUUCUGGAAGUCGCAAAAAAAGGUCUCCAGACAACAGCAAAACUGUUAACACAACAAGAGCAUUUGUUAUCCUGUAUGAUAUUCAGCCUUGUUACAGUGUAACAGUUCGAGCAUAUACUCUAGCUGGUCCUGGACCAUCUAGUCAACCCUUGACACUGGAAGAAUUGACAUGGGCACCCAACAACCUAGGAGCAACAAACUUUCAGUCAACAGAGAUGACAUUGGAAUGGGAAAGACCCCAGACUGCUACUGGAGAAAACUGGAAGGUUGAGUACUCUGGGAAAAAGACAUACAACAACAGCUUUUUACACAAAGGCAACAAAGAUGUACAAGGGACAACAAGAUGUACCCUUGAUAAUUUGGUACCAGGUACCAAAUAUGAGUUUCAGGUUUAUGGAAUUUCAGAAUGUGGAAACAAGGGAUCCCCUACAUAUUUGGAAAAGGAAACAGAAAUAGGAGAGCCAUUGGCUCCAGUUGUACCAUCAUUGACCAUCAGGAAGGUUUCUGAGUCACAGGUUGAAGUUGAACUUUGGCCCGCAGAACAAAGGAAUGGUCCAAUAAGUGCUUAUCAAGUCAUUGUUUUGAGAGUUGUUGAUGGUGUUGAGAAGCUUCCCACUGAGUAUAAAUCACAGUUAGAGGAUUCAAACAAAGAUAGCCUGAACUUUUAUGUUGCUGCCGAGAUAGAAAAUAUUCCAGUCUUUGAGACGUCUCGGAAGUUCACCGUCGGCGACGGGAAUCCGUAUGGAAAAUUUGUUAACAAAAAACUUGAAAGAGGAGAUUACUACAUUAUUUAUCAGAGAGCCAUAACAGAACACGAAGGCAAAGUUUAUGGAGAGGUCAGCGAAGUCGCCAGGAUUUCUGUUGAAGCAGGAACGACUGGGCUAAACGCUGCAGCUGUGGCUGUACCUAUGGUGUUGUUGCUGCUCCUUAUUCCGGCGGUUGUUGUUGCCGUGUUCUUCUACCGAAGGAGGAAGCUGUCACGGAAGGAGGGUGAUAAUAGGAAGUCUCCAGCUCCACUGAAUGACAUCCAGAAUGGUCCAGUUCCUAACUCAACCGGAGGAUUUUAUGAAAACGUUGGUUUUGUCGCUAGCCGUGAACAAGAGCAAG